Messenger RNA from Vanessa atalanta (red admiral), 7105 nucleotides. RefSeq lists its product as uncharacterized. The record is from RefSeq and is a predicted model, not a curated record. NCBI's taxonomy places the organism in Eukaryota, Metazoa, Arthropoda, Insecta, Lepidoptera, Nymphalidae. The coding region runs from base 118 to 4161 and encodes 1347 amino acids. Gene Ontology annotation, molecular function: RNA polymerase II cis-regulatory region sequence-specific DNA binding; DNA-binding transcription factor activity, RNA polymerase II-specific. The transcript has 9 exons. Gene Ontology annotation, biological process: regulation of transcription by RNA polymerase II.
ACAGCUGAUCAAAUGUCAAUUGUCAAGAAAAUGGAGUUUUGUUACGCAUAAUAAAUUAUGAUAAAUGUUUCAAUAUGAAAUCAAAAAACAUAAUUCUGAAAAAUUGUCAGGGUUAGAAUGGAAAGCACAACUCCAUUUCAACCUUGGGCUACUGAUGAUAAUUCGAAAAAUGUUAAAACUGAAAGAGAAUUAGUGGAUGACGCGAAACUUCAUCGGGAAAAUGUCAAUCAUCCAAAACAUAGGCAAACUGCGUCUUACGAUAAAGAAAGUGUCGUCGCUCCUAGUGCCGUUCCUGGCCCAUCGAGUGCCACGGGUACCGGUAUUAGUCCAACCGGUGGUAUGGUCUCCAAGAUGGACUCAAGCAAAAUAGCUUCCAUGCAGCAAAUUGUCGAGAACACUCUCAGUCAAGAAGGCAGACAAAGAGUGUCACAGCUGCUAGAGGCAGUGGAGGCCCUGAGUGGAGCGGAGAGACUGUUGCUUUAUCUCCGACUACCAACUGGCGUACCUCCACAUGACCCUCUGAAGCAGCCUAUCAACCCUUUGGGAUCCAGAGCUGAAUUGCAGCAAACUGUAACUUGGAUACAGACACACUUGGAAGUUGAUCCUGAUGUCUCAUUGCCUAAGCAGGAUGUUUAUGAUGAAUACAUAGCCCAUUGUAUGAGUAGCAACAUGAAGCCACUAUCGACUGCUGAUUUUGGUAAAGUAAUGAAACAAGUUUACCCAACCGUUCGUCCACGUCGCCUGGGAACUCGUGGUAAUUCUAGAUACUGUUACGCUGGUCUUCGUAAAAAAGUAAAACUCGAAGUACCGCAGUUACCCGACUUGGAUGAAUCUGCUAAGGAGCCGAGUGGAAUUAUGAAAGAAAGUGAGAGAAUAGUUUGUGAUUGGGCUGAAAAUAAAUUCGGCAUGAAGUUUGUGAAUAUCUCUGAGCUGUCCAGACAUCUCGUGUCUAUGAGCGUCACUCAGCGCGCUCCGCUCGGACCGGCCAGCGCUUCCCCGCCGCCGCUAGUUGCCGCUCACGGCGCAUCGGAAGAAGUAUCGGGUCCGCAGUUAAUGAAACAACAGUUAAAACGAAAAUUACAAACGCAGGGAACCCCCGGCCGACCAAAGAAAAACAAGGGGCAGGAAGUCUCCGGCGAGUCGCCCCCGUCUACCUCCUACGUGAGUCAGCACCAACCUGUGAAACACGAGAGCGAGAUGCUGUCCGAACCGGCGUAUGGCUACCAGCCGGCGUACGUGCCCGUGUACGACGUGCGGCCCACCUUCCCGUACAGCGCGCCCCCCCGCGCGCACCCACCGCAUCCCCCCCACGCGCCGCCCGCGCCGCACCCCGCCAUUUCCGUGCACGAGUACCGCCCCGACCCCUACGUGUUCGAGCCGCCCUAUGCGCACCGUGACCUGGCCGUGCCCCCCGACACCGCGCACAAUGUCCCGAUCAACCUGAGCAGCGACGCGUCCCUGGACCUGUCCACUGAGCGCACCGAGUGGCAGCGGCGCCGGCCACCGGACCCGCCGACGGCUCGCCUCCCGCUGCCCGGAAAAAAGUUGAUCUUGGAGACGUAUCAGAGUGAGACCCAGGCUAGUUCGCCGCGGUCCUCGCAGACCGACACGCGGUCUGUGAACCAACCCUCUGAAGAAUUUCCGCGAACUGAGUAUUUGCCGAAAAAAAUGAGGGCGGCCGAAAUACUAGGCGGAAAGCUAGCCGCGGCGCGUCAGUCGCUCGUCGGAACCGACCCGGCGUCUUCGUCUACCUCCGUCGCCGUGGAGCCGGUACGUUCUGAGGUUGCUUUUUUAGAGGAUCCAAAAAACUUAACGAGCCGGUCCAAAAGCACCGCCGCGGCGCUGGCCCGGGAGGAACAGGAGGCGGCGAGUCCGACACAGUCGGUGAAGGCUCCGACGCCUAAGUGUGAUCGCAAUAAAAUAAGAAAAUUUUGUGGUCGUACGAAAGGACUAUCUCCAGAUAGAGCGGAACAACACGAACGCUCCGCGACGCCUGAUUCCUGUUGUGGUCUAGACGGAAUAAAUAUUAAAACAGGAAUGAUUUGUGAGGAGAAACAUUCAGAGAUUUUAAAUCGAGAACGUGUAAUCAGCAUUUGUAAUAUUGACAAGCAUGACCUAGAUGAUUAUCUCAAUGAAGGGAACAGUCAGGAGCACGAGGAAGAGCUAUUGCAAUAUUUUCACCACCGAGACACUGAAUACGACGCGACGGCAGAUCCAAACACGGCUGGAAAUCCAGUUACUUUUUUAGAAACAGGUCAGGACCCACACGACGAGCACAGCCAAGGAAAGAAUGAAAAAAUAUCACAGUUGCGUGAAUUACUGGCUAAGAAUUUAAAAAAUCACACACAAGGUGGGUCCACUUCUCAGAACGUAAUCAACAACCAGGAAUCCCAGGAACAUCCCACAGAUAAAAAACACGAGCCCCAUGCUACAAAAACUACUAUUUCCGAAGGAGCGUUUAAGCCAGUCGGUAAUAUUAUCGAAAUAGUAAACGGCACCAGUUUGUCAAAUGAAAAUGACACAGCUGUUAAUAGAAAUUGUGAUACGAUUUCGAAUGAAAAUGGAAUUUCUGUAAAUUGUCCCACGGAAAAUAAUCACAACCAACUAAUAAACUCUGCCGGUUCUCAUCUUUACAACGGCAAUUGCCACAACGAACCUCAAAGUCCAACCACACGGACUCAACAAUACGAUUUCGUACCUAUAUCAGACGGAUGUCAUUCACCUGGGAAUUUUAAUUCGAAAUCACCACUAAGUUUUGGGCACAGAGGGCACAGUCCAUCUAAAACGAAUAAAACUAUAAUAAUGGGUGGAUCUUUGCAAACAUCGCCCAUCUCUCAUAGUACAGCAGCUAGUCCGUUUGUCAGUCCAAGGAAUACACCAGUGCCGAGGUCACGUUAUUGCUCUCGACCUAUACCGAAACAUAACGGCAGAAAAAGGCGUAUUCCCUUAUCACUAGGGGUUAAUGAUCUUUGUUCCAUGCCAUUUGCGAUACCAAAUGAUCAAAAAUUUAUGCUUUCGAAAACUUCCGUAAGUGGGCCUAAUAUUAAAUAUUGCCAACCGAUGUCGGCUCCUCCAUCACCGAACAUUCUUUCAAAUUACAAACAGCAGUUGCUACAAAAUUCAACAGUGCCAAACGGUACUAGCAACGUGUGUUUGAACUUUGUACCGAACGCAUUUCGUGAUAACACGAAUGGCGAACUGUCUCAACCUCUAUCAGCAGAUCCACUGUCGAGUGAGGUCAGUAGAUUUUUUCAAGAACCCGUGGCUAAUUUUAGAUUAGGCCACGACCCUUCAUUUAGAUCACAAUCCGUUCCACUUAAACAAGCACCAAUGAACAUUGGCUUACUGAGCUACAACAACACGCCUGUCGGUUCCGUGCCUCCGACGCCCGUGCCCAAUGAGUUUUGUGAUUUCGGUUCCCUCGCAGACACAUGCGAUAUUUCAAAGGCCGGUCUUAAUCCUGAAACUUUAGAUAAGAUAUACGACGCGAUUGAUAGUAGUAACGAUGUACUUAAUGCCGGACCAACGGCUAACAUUUUGAAUACUAAUGAUACUCUGACAAAUGGUUGUGACUCCUUGCCCGAUCAGCAGAUCCUAACUGAAGAACAGUUAAAUUCCUUUAUACCAAGUGGUGGUGCGCUAAUCGAUAGAAGUGCUCAAUUCAGCGAGACUUUUCCCAAUGAUGCGUGUACAAACGUUGAAGAGUUUCUAAAACGAACAAAUCGAAUAGAAUUUGAUUUAACUGAAAUGGUAAAUGAGAAGAGUAAAUAUUAUACUUCGCGAUCAGUACCCAGCACACCGUUGCCGUAUAAACGUACGACUCCAAAUUUGCAAAUUGAUUCUCGUCGUUCCAGAGAAUUAUUUGCCGCUGAGAAUUAUUCUAAUGUUUCCAACGGUAUAUCUUCAAAAUCCGUACCGUCGACUCCGCAAUUACCUGAGGAUAGGAGUGUUUUUAGCUAUAGUAACAGAGAUUUCCUUAUCAAUGGAAACUCCGUUGAUAUCUGUACUUCUAAUCAAAUACGAUCCGUCGUAGAAAGUGACCAAGGGUUAGCUUCGCCGCUAGAUAUUUUACGCGAAGACAUAUUAGAUCCCCUUCCGCCAGCUGCCGAUUUGUUAGCAGACCUCGACAAAAUAGAUGGUACCCCGUAUGUUGACCUCUAGUCGGCAAAAUGAUUAUCACCAAUUAGAAAUAAGAUUAGAUUCAAUGUUUUGUACAGUUAGAUAUCGAGUAUUGGAUAUCUUUAUAGAGUACAAUGUCUUUAUGCCUUCAGUGAAGGUAAAAUUAUUUCAACAUAUAGUUUAAAAUAUGAAUCGCACACUCCCAAAAAUAUGAGUCAAUACAAUGCACCACAAUAAUGUGAUAAGAAUAUUAUAUCUCCAUAAUAGAAUAAGGAAUACUAACAAUGAAUGAGAUUCAGUUGAAAUAUUCAUAAUUUAUAUUAAUCAGGUUUUAAAUAUGUCCCUUGAAAUUCAUGAAUAUAAAAAGGCCUAUUCGUAUUAUGAAAGACGUGAGAGUCGAUAUUCAUUAUUGAAUAAUGUAGCCAUUCAUUGCUAUUUCAUUGUUGAAUCAGCAUUCUCGUGAUAUUUAUUUUAUUUAACGGGGCCAAAUUAAGUGUCUGAUUUGAGAAUUAUAGUAGUAUUAAAGGUUCGUGUGAGUAGGACGCCCUAUAUAACACACUUUGUCGCACUUACGCAAUUUUUAGAACGUUAUAGUAACGAUCCACGCUCGAAUCGAUAUAUUAUACGAUAAGAGUAAAUGGUCCAAAAGAGCGAAACAAAAAUAGUGAAUCAAUGGAAAUUUAUAUUAGUUAUGGGUCACCAUGAUACAGAAAGAUGAAAUAAGAGAAAAGUUCAAUUUUAAUUAUUAAAAUUUAUUUUAAAAACCAUUACAUAGUUUCCGCAAUAUUAUUAAUUACAAAGUACAGUUUGAACACCGACGUGUCGUAAUACCGCGGGCAGCGUCUUUAAUACUACUGUAAGCACGCUUCAUGACAAUAUGUAAGCUCAUUGUAAAUUCAAAAAGAACAUCGAAAUUUUUUAUAUAUACUUAUAUGUAUGUAGGAGCGUUACAAUCAACAUCUAAAUGAAAUAAAAAUGUGCUAGCUAAUCAAUUCCUUCUAAAUAUUGAACGUAGCUAUGUAGAUUUAAACAGACCAAACAGCGCGCCAAGCGUGCAAAGUGAACUAUGAUUAAUUGGAUUUAUUAAGAAGAACUUAUAUGAAUAGUAGGUAUAUAGUUUAUAAAUAUGAAUUUAUUGUAAAUCAGCACAAAGAUUUUAAUAUAUUUUAUUAUCGCAUAGGAGUUUUUCUCUUAUAUACUAAAUUUACAAGACCGCAUGUAAUGCGGUUAUAAAUUUUAAACGUGCCCUUUAUGGCUGCAGUGAGCUUAUAUGGGAAACCAAAUUGAAAAUAAAUAUUGUUAAUAACAUCAAGAGGUUAGUCAAAUAAUUAUCACCACUUCAAAGGAGCGAGUUGGCGUUAAUAUAAUAUAUUAAUGUGUUACAAUGUUAGUUAACAUUACCUCAAGUACCACUGUUGAGUGUUGACUGACCUCAGUUGUUUUUGGUCAAGAUAGACCUUAAAGUAUCGGAAUGUUUAUUUCAAUCUAAUUGUUAAAUGUUUUGUUAAAGCUUCUUAUAAUUAUAAAAAUAUCAUUUUCGAAUGCCGUACAUCCUGAUGAUAUGAAAUCAAUAAAAUGUACAGCAUUCGAAUAAAGUAGAAGUUUAUAUUUAUUUCCUGGUAAUGUGCCUAAAUUACAUAUUAUAUUAUACGAAAAAUAAUAUACAACAGGCUUAGUAGUUGGAUUGUUAAACGCUAGUACAAAUGACACACUGAUUUGACAGGGAUAUACAAUUAUGUAAGUGAAACCGAAGACUGUUAAAAGUUUAUAAAUAUUUUGAAAGUGAAGUUAUUAAUUUUCAUUGAGAAUUGUCUCGAAUAAUAAGACAAUGAACUAAGCGAACAACAGUAUAUUCCAAUUUGGUACAUAAUACCAAAAUAGUCUUGUACCUUAUUAUGCUAAGUGUACACUGUCAAGAUUAAUGUGUUAUUAACGAAUAAGACUUGUCGAGAUCUCAUCGAGGACAUCGACAGUUAAAUCGAUUCGAAUAAAAAAAAAAAUAUAAGUAAUAUUUCAACGAUGAAAAUGUAUACAUAAGGAUGUCUUUGAUAAGAUCUCUACAGAGAUUUUUGUAUAUAGAUUAAUGUUAUUUUAUAUAACGUGUUUAGUUCUUUAAGAUAUAUCUUGACUGUAACAUCCAUCAUACGUCUAAUUAUGUCUCCGUAUUGUAAUAAGUACUUAGCUAAAAUUACUUUGUCUAUGCUUCGGUAGUUAGGUCAUGAUAUAAAUGUUUCGCUGUUUCGUGUAUAUACACCGAGGCAAUAUUUCUUACACUUUACAUUGUCUGUGUAAUUCAUUGAUAGAAUAUUGAUAUGGGCGUUUUUUGUCCUAUUAUUUAAUGAGUAUCAGUGUAGGACUUAAUAUUUGUUACAAUUAUAAACCGAUUAUUAUACAUAUUCGGUCACUCGCCAUUUUUAUCAUUAAAAUCAAUUACGAUUUUUAAAACAGGCUAUUGUUUUAUUAGGUAAAAAUAUAUAGGCAGUUACUUACUGCCUUGUCUAUGAAAUAUAUAAAAAUAUAUGUACAAAUUACUAUAAUCUUAAUUUCUAAAGAUUAACGCAAUUUGUACAUAAGUAUAACUAAAAGAACUAAAAUUUUAGAGAUUUUGCUCGAUACCGUCAUUAAAAUAUUAGAUUUGUUGUCUGUAUAAAUAUAUUUUUCAUAUAAAACAUUUAUUCCUUAGCUUAUAUAGCGUCAUUGGCAAAAUAACAGACGUAACGUCAUCGUUGUAGUGAGACACCUUUAUGUCAUAUGAUGGAAAUUUGUUACUCGAUAAUCAUUAUUAUUGUUAUGUACAUAUUAACGUUAAUUUUUGUAGACGUAUAAAAACAUGACACUGUUUAUUUUUAUUACAAUUAUGUUGUUCCGUUAAUAUUAUUGUUUUUAUUUCUUAAUAUUUUUAUAAAUGUACGAUAUGAAAUAAGGUUUUAAAUAUAUAUUUUAAGUAAAAAUAUCCAUGUUGUUGAUUAGUCUUAUGGAUGUUGAU